CUCACAAACUACAAGUCCUUUUGCAACUUUUGGUUCCUGGAACAUGACGUCAUUCAAAUCUUCAAUAAUGGCAGAUGAGAGGAAGCAAAAUCCGGUUCCCAAGUUUCUGUCACCUGUUAAACUCGAAUAUGUGAAGCUUGGGUACCACUACUUAAUCUCCAACGCCAUGUACCUCUUGCUUGUGCCGCUUCUUGGCAUAGCUUCAGCUCAUAUUUCAACAUUCACCCUCCAAGAUUUCGUCCAGCUACGGCAAACCCUAGAGUUUGAUCUUGUUUCGGUGACUCUAUGCUCAAGCCUGUUGGUUUUCCUGGGCACCCUUUAUUUCACGAGCCGUCCAAGAAAAGUUUACUUGGUAGACUUUGCGUGUUACAAGCCUGAAAAGGAGAGAAUGUGCUCUAGGGAGAGUUUCAUUGAAAUAUUUCGUAAAAGUGGGAUUUUCUCAGAGGAAAACUUAGCCUUUAAAAAGAAGAUUUUGGAAAGGUCCGGGUUGGGCCAGCAGACCUACUUGCCGAAUUCCCUCACGGGAGUCCCAAUGAAUCCGACCAUGGCCGAGGCCAGGAAGGAGAUUGAGGCUGUGAUGUUCGGAGCCAUUGAUGAGCUGUUGGAAAAGACCCGAGUGAAGACUAAAGAUAUAGGGAUUCUUGUGGUGAACUGUGGCGCUUUCAGUCCAACCCCGUCCCUCUCCGCCAUGAUUGUGAAUCACUACAAGCUCAGGGCGAACAUUUUAACCUACAAUCUUGCUGGUAUGGGUUGCAGUGCUGGGAUUAUUUCUGUAGACCUUGCUAAAAGGUUACUACAGGUGCAACCCAACUCCUAUGCCUUAGUAGCCAGCACGGAGAACAUGACUCUCAACUGUUACUUCGGAAACGAUCGGUCAAUGCUAGUCUCAAACUGCCUCUUCCGCAUGGGUGGGGCAGCGGUCCUCCUAUCAAACCAAUCCUCCGAUCGCCGUCGCUCAAAGUAUCAACUCAUGCGCACCGUGCGUACCCACAAGGGUGCCGAUGAUAAGUCCUACAACUGCGUCUUACAAAGAGAGGAUGACAAUGGAAAAAUUGGUGUCUCCCUCUCAAAGGACUUGGUGAGAGUCGCUGGAGAAGCCCUCAAAACCAACAUCACCACGCUGGGGCCAUUAGUCCUUCCCAUGUCGGAAAAAGUUGUAUUUUUGGCAUCUUUGGUGGGAAGGAAAUUCCUUAAGAUGAAGAUAAAAGCCUAUGUUCCAGAUUUUAAGCUAGCUUUCGAGCACUUCUGCAUUCAUGCAGGAGGGAGAGCAGUGCUAGAUGAGCUACAGAAGAGCCUUGAGCUCACUGAUCGGCAAAUGGAGCCCUCAAGGAUGACUCUUUAUAGGUUUGGAAAUACUUCUAGCAGCUCUUUGUGGUAUGAAAUGGCUUACUCGGAGGCCAAAGGGAGGGUCAAGAAGGGUGAUCGGACGUGGCAGAUUGCUUUCGGUUCGGGAUUCAAGUGUAACAGUGCUGUGUGGCGAGCACUAAAGACCAUCGAUCCAACUAAGGAGAAGAAUCCUUGGACGGAUGAGAUUCACGAGUUUCCAGUUCAUGUGCCGAAAGUGGUAUCCAUCAAUAAUGUUUCUUGAAAAUUUCUUGGUGACAUAUAUCCGUUGCUUCUUGAGAGAUUCGUUCUUAUGAUCUCUAGCCUAGAGGUAAUGGCCAUGGGGAAUUUAUGUCUAAAAGUUUCCAAGUUUUUAUGCUUACCUUAAUAAUGUAACAUCCCCAAAAACAAUUAAUUGGUAUAAUUAUAUAUAAG
This is a messenger RNA of Corylus avellana, 1758 nucleotides long. Its product is annotated as 3-ketoacyl-CoA synthase 20-like. Lineage: Eukaryota; Viridiplantae; Streptophyta; Magnoliopsida; Fagales; Betulaceae. Gene Ontology annotation, biological process: fatty acid biosynthetic process. Gene Ontology annotation, molecular function: acyltransferase activity, transferring groups other than amino-acyl groups. The record is from RefSeq and is a predicted model, not a curated record. Gene Ontology annotation, cellular component: membrane.